GAGCAGGAAGCGGAAGCGUCAAGUAACUCCUCGCUGCAGUUGAGAGCUCUGGAGCUCACUUGCUCAACACAGCCAGAGUGAGAGACAGGCACCGGGUGCAGAGGCCAGCGAACCAAUGGCUCUGCCCUGUGCUCUUGGGCUUGGGAUGCUGCUGGCCCUGCCAGGGAGCCUGGGCUCCGGGGGUGGUGCAGAGGACAGCACAGGCUCCAGCUCUGUCACCAUCGUCCUGCUGCUGCUGCUGCUCUUGCUGCUGGUCACUGGCCUGGCCCUGGCCUGGCGUCGCCUCAGCCGUGAUUCCGGAGGCUACUACCACCCAGCCCGCCUAGGUUCUGCACUAUGGGGCCGCACCCGCCGCCUGCUCUGGGCAAGCCCGCCAGGCCGCUGGCUUCAGGCCCACACUGAGCUGGGGUCCCCAGAUGAUCCAGAGCAGCAGGAGGAGGAGCCCGAUGUAGAUGAAGAUAUCAUAGAUGGUGGCCUGGAGGAGGCUACAUGCCAGGAAGAUAAGCAGCAGUGUGGAGCACAACCCCACCCAGAGCAGGCCCUGGAGCAGGUCGAGGAAGCACAUGACAGUGACACCGAUGGGGGCCUGGGCCUUGGCUCCCAGGGGCCAGUGGGCUCCGGGGGCAGUGCCGAGGCUCUGCUGAGUGACCUGCAUGCCUUUUCAGGCAGCGCAGCUUGGGACGACAGUGCUGGGGGAGUGGGGGGCCAGGGACUCCAUGUCACAGCACUAUAGGAGUCAGCCUUUGUAUCCCAUCGCUGUUACGGCCUUGCUAUGCCCCUCUUCCCAAGCUGCCACAUUGGAAUACAGCCUGUCCUGGACUUGUCACCCCACCCCUUGUAUAGCAUACAGACUGUCAUCUCCACAGUUCCCAAGCCCAACUCCUCUGAAAGGCCAUCGACAACACAGGCACUGAAUAGCCAUUUGAAAUAAAACACCUCCAGCCUUGUGGUUCU
This is a messenger RNA of Castor canadensis (American beaver), 954 nucleotides long. RefSeq names its product protein tyrosine phosphatase receptor type C associated protein (gene Ptprcap). The record is from RefSeq and is a predicted model, not a curated record. NCBI's taxonomy places the organism in Eukaryota, Metazoa, Chordata, Mammalia, Rodentia, Castoridae.